UCUUCGCUUUCCUGUCCCCUUGAGUUGCUACUAACAAUCAUGCGUUACAGACAAAACAAGCAUUGGAAUCACCGUUAGGAUGGCAAUCAUCGGGUGUUUCUAAUCCUUCCAACUUCAUUUCUUGUCUUCCAGAUCAUCAGUUUCUGGGAAUCUUUUUAUUCUACUCUACCUAGCUCAAGGCCUGGACUUUCUUUUUUCUCAGGCUGCACUUAGCCAUUUUCCUUCUCUUUCCUCUCUGAAACUUUCUUUGGAACCAAACGUCUACAUCAGCCAUGUCAGGUUCAAGUAAUUCUCCGCGUGCUUCUGGUCAUGCUUCUUCGUGUAUGGAUCAUCCUCCUGUAAUAUACGUUCACUCAAUUUCUGAGGCCGGCAGGCUGCUUCCUUCAGCAAGCCGAUGGAACUCCGUGGAAGUUGACUUCCAUGUUGUCCCAAAAUCCAACAGUCCCUAUGAUUCACUUCCCUCUCAGUACUCUAAAUCCAUCGAUUGUGAACUUGUGAUUACUGAUAAGCAGUACUUCAAGCGAUUUCUUUACGUUUCACUUGCUAUCGUUUUUGUUAUCAUAGCAUUUGUUCUACUUGUUCAAUUCUUGCCCCACAGGCAUAAUCACCAUGAGAAUUCGAAGAAUCUCACACUUGCCUUGCAUCAAGCUCUGACGUUCUUCGAUGCUCAGAAGUCUGGGCAUUAUCCAAGCAAUAGUCCAGUGAAAUUCAGGGGAAAUUCAGGUUUGCAAGAUGGGGAAUCUGUACCUGGUGGCCUUGUGGGUGGUUUCUAUGAUUCUGGGAACAAUAUCAAAUUCAGUUUCCCUACAGCUUACACUGUUACCCUCUUGAGUUGGACUGUUAUUGAGUAUCAUGAGAAAUUUGCUGAUAUAGGCGAGCUUGAUCAUGUCAAGGACAUUAUCAGGUGGGGCAGCGAUUACUUACUUGAGAUUUUCGUUCCCCCGAAUUCAUCUUUGAAUUCCAUUACACUAUAUUCUCAGGUUGGAACCGGCAAUGGCACCCAAGUCGAUAACGAUAUAAGUUGCUGGCAAAGACCUGAAGACAUGAGCUAUAAAAGACCUGUUUCAGUUUGUGAUGUGACAGCUUCUGAUCUAGCAGGAGAAAUCAUGGCAGCAUUAUCAGCAGCAUCAAUAGUAUUUCAGGAAGAUACUGCUUAUUCAGGAAAACUAAUCCACUCUGCGAAGAUUUUGUUUGAUGUUGCAACUAAGAAUGACACAGAUCACAGACAAGGAACUUACACUGCUGUUGAUAAUUGUGGAGGAGAGGCAAGAAUGUUUUACAACUCAUCUGGCUACAAAGAUGAACUGGUCUGGGGAGGAACUUGGUUGUUCUUUGCUACUGGGAAUGUUUCAUAUCUCAGAUAUGCUACCAAUCAUUUUGGUGCAGCAGAGGAAGAGGAAGCAAUAUCAGAGAAAGGAGUUUUCUACUGGAACAACAAGCUUACUGCUACUGCGGUUUUGCUAACACGGCUUCUAUAUUUUCAAGAUAUGGGAUAUUCCUAUAAGGAUGGUGCAGGAUCUUCAUCAGAUGAAACCAAUUUGCUUGUUUGUUCUUAUCUUUCUCAAGAAACCUUCGACAGAACACCAGGUGGAUUGAUCCUCUUAAGUCCCAAUAACGACAAACCAAUCCAAUUUGCAGCUACAGCAUCUUUCCUCAGUAAAUUGUACAGUGACUAUCUUGAACUUAUACGCAGUUCAGGUUUGAAUUGCAGCGGUGAUGAUCUUUCCCUGGAAAUGUUGCGAAAUUUUGCCAUGUCUCAGGCAAGCACUUACAUCACAAUCUUGAAUAUUGCAGGUUCUAACAUUGGAAAUGGUCUUAUUGUUGCUUUUUCUAUUUCUUUUGUUGUUAUUUUUCAGGUAAAUUACAUCCUAGGAGACAAUCCUAUGAAGAUGAGCUACAUGGUCGGCUUUGGGAACCAAUAUCCAACCCAAGUUCACCACAGAGCUGCAUCAAUUCGUCAGGAUAAUCAGCACUACACUUGUCAAGAGGGAGAAAGAUGGCUGUACUCUAACGAUGGAAACCCAUAUAUUCUUUAUGGAGCUGUGGUCGCAGGACCAGAUCAAAAUGACUAUUUCUUGGAUAAAAGGGACAAACCUCAGUUUACUGAGCCAAGCUUAGCAGGCAAUGCAGGUUUCGUUGCAGCUCUCAUUGCCUUACAUGAUCCACCACUUAAUUCUCCUGAUACAAAUGGCUUUAAUUUGGGAAUAGAUCAAAAUGGCAUAUUUGAAAAGAUUCAUAAGCCUCCUCCAGCUCCAUGAGAGUCCUACAGUUCAAUACUUAUUUUCAAGCUAAAAAUGAAGGAAUUAAAAGAAGAAAUUGAGCAGACGAGAAUCUCUGAUUGCCAACUGUUAGGUUGAUAAUUGAGUUUAAACAAGUUUUUUCCAGGA
Manihot esculenta (cassava) is the source of this 2387-nucleotide messenger RNA. RefSeq names its product endoglucanase 25. NCBI's taxonomy places the organism in Eukaryota, Viridiplantae, Streptophyta, Magnoliopsida, Malpighiales, Euphorbiaceae. The transcript has 5 exons. The record is from RefSeq and is a predicted model, not a curated record. The coding region runs from base 273 to 2258 and encodes 661 amino acids. Gene Ontology annotation, biological process: carbohydrate metabolic process. Gene Ontology annotation, molecular function: hydrolase activity, hydrolyzing O-glycosyl compounds.